This is a messenger RNA of Podarcis lilfordi (Lilford's wall lizard), 25143 nucleotides long. The record is from the annotation of a GenBank genome assembly. NCBI's taxonomy places the organism in Eukaryota, Metazoa, Chordata, Lepidosauria, Squamata, Lacertidae.
AUGUCGGCGGGCUUCUCCUUCGGAGCCGGGACUCUGCCUUCGGCUACAGCAGCUGCUGCUGGUACUGGAGGCGGCGGCGGAGGGGGCUUCUCGUUUGGAGGCACCCCGAGGUAAGCGGGGGCGGGGGGGGGAGAAGUGUGGAGGCACCUCGGGCGGAGCGGGGAGUAGACUUGGCCGGCAGGGCUCGGUUGAGGGCAUCGCCUCGCUGCCAUUAUUAUCCUCGGCUUGUUACGUAGAACACGCGCGCCCAAGUUGCUCGAGGCUGCGCACGUGGCUCCCUCCCCAUCCCAACCCUGUGAGGUAGGCUAUGCUGUGCGGUGAAAAUAUCUCCCAUCCCCAGCUUCGUGGCUGAAGCUGGGAUUUUAGCCUGGGUCUUCCAGAGCCCACCCUGGGAUUUAUUUUGAAGUGUGCUGUGAACAGCAGCCGAAGUGAAGUACUUAAAAAAAAAAAAAUCUCAACUAGAAUUUCAGCGAUAAAAGCAUGAUUAUGAUUAUUUGAAUUUGUAUACUGCUCUAUACCCAGAGGUCUCUAGGCGGUUCACAGAACAAAAUCAAAAUAUAAAACCACAAAAAACAUUAUCAAAAACAACCCAAUAACCCCCAUAUAUAAUAGUUGCCACAAUAUGUCCAGCUUGCAGGGUGAAGUGAUUUUGGAUGUCUCAGAAAGAGCCACAAUAAAUAAUAGCUAAACUCAAAAGCAAAACCUAAGACGGCAAUUGUAGUCACACAUUGGGUUAAGUCCCAUUGGGCUCAGUGGGACUUGCUUCUGGGUAAGUGUGCAUCUGGGAUGGUGAAUCUAGGGGAGAAACAAGUAUGUCCUGUGAAGAAUGUUAGAUAUCUGCAGAUUGCUGGCUGUUUUCUUUUGGACAAAAUAAAAAAAAUCCUUCCUGUAGCACUUUAGAGACCAACUAAGUUUGUUAUUGGUAUGAGCUUUCAUGUGCGUGCAGACAUCUCCUGUAGUUAAGCCAGCUGUACUCAGCUUCUCUGAAGGAAUAAUCCAAACAUCAUGAGCCUUCUGCUUGUUUCUUUCACACAGAGAAGCUUCCAGAACCCUCUUGAAUUAAUUAGAAUAGGAAAGAUCUCUCCACAUCUGACCAAUACUUUCUGUACCAAGAAAUGCAAACUGAUAAGGCCAUGCUUGUUUAUGCUGGAAAUUCACUUGCCAUUUAAAUAAUAGUAAACAGGUACAUAAUGUUGCAACGCAGAGUGUUCCUGUUCAGCUCCCUCACCUCCCUUGCUCCCCCUGCAGCAGCCAGCCACUAUUUUAUGGUUGCUGAGCAUCCUCAUUCCUCACAGCUCUUUAGGAGGUAUUUAUGUCACAGAAUCAUAGAAUCAUAGAACUGUAGAGUUGGAAGGGACCCUGAGGAUCAUCUAGUCCAACCCCCUGCAAUGCAGGAAUAUGCAGCUGGCCCAUACAGUUUCUGUUCUUAAAUUUUCCUGUACUUCUCCAGCAGUCAGGAUUCCCACUAGCCUCUUGUGUUUUCGAUGGUGCUGUUUUAAGUGCAUAAGGUAACUGAUUUCACUAUUAGCAUAGAGGAUAAAAAUGAUGGAAGGGGUUUAGGCUAAGUUCACCAUCACAUUGAACACACUAUGUUUUUGUGUUCUUUUUCCCUCAAUGUUCUUUACCCUGAUUGCGUUGUGUCUGACACUCAGGGUGUUAAAACAUCAAAUAAACUUUACAAGUCCUGAUAAGAAUAGCUGUCAGAUUUUAUUUGUGUUGUACUUGCAGCUGCUUUCCAUAUUGUGGCUAUGAUAGAGCUCAUCUGCACUGUCUUAUAAUAUAUUACAUUCGUACUGUCGUAACUUUAAGCCAUUUAAACCUGCUGGUUACACCAUUAUUAAUUUUGCAACACAGACAUUCCAUGUCUGAAAUGUUAUAUGAGAUGCAAAACAGAGUUGGCAGCAAUUAUAGAAGCUGCUUGUUGUGUUAUUACUGGAGAGCCAACAGCAUCUCGUAAACUUUUCUGCCUGAUAGAUGAUGGUGAGUGAACAAUAGUAGAAAUUGAAAACCAUGUAUGAAAUGUGUUGCAUUGCUAUAAGGAUUUUUUAUUCUACUUCAGUCUGAAAAAGAGCUCACUUUUAAUCUGCUAAUAACUUAUUUUAAAACUUGUUCUGGGAUGUGAGAAAUAAAGUUAACUGUAUAUCUCCGGGAUAGUCAGGCCCUACCCUUCAGACUGAAAAUGUAAAGAAUUUUGUGUUUCCUAAAAUAUUCCCAGUAAUGUCAGAGGUUUAGUUUGAGAGCCGCUUCAUUCUAGUGGACUGCUUUUGAUUCAGCUUGAGUUGAAAUCACUAAUGUCUUUGGAUCUCUGUCUGUCCCUUUCCAUAUAGGGUUCUGAAACAUAUAAUUAGUUACUUGAUUAUGUUAACACUGCAAAUGCAAUUGGUUGUUUUAAGUGUUUGUCUGUGUUAAAAUAAUGAUAGUUAGCAACAAAAAAACCCAAAAAAGGCAACAUAAAUCUUGGUUGACUUGAGGGUGAAAUAUCUGCUGGUAGCAUUUACGUUCAUAUUAAACAGAGAAAUAUGGAAGAGGCAUUUUGACUUUCAAACUGUUCUGUAGAACUACUGCAAUGAAGAAAUAAAAAAAAGAACGUGUGUUAAAUUUAACUAAUUUAUUUGUCUUGUAAUGUAGCUCAACUGGAGGGCUUAAUUUUGGGACAUUGGGCUCGACAGCUACAGCAACUACAACCGCUUCAUCGGUAGGCUUUGGAACUGGACUUUUUAGCUCAAAACCUGCCACUGGUUUUACAUUGGGAGGGGCUAAUACAGGUAAAAUAUUAUAUUUCUACACUUUUAAGAUGAGACAAGUAUAAUGACAUUUGAAAUGUGUAAAAAAUAUAGUAGGUUAUAAAUAGCCAUAUAUGCAUUUGGUUAAAAAUAACACUUUAUAUACCUGUAUACUAGACAAGCAUAUAUGGAACUGUAGUUGUUUGCAUGUACUGUAUAGUGAUAUAAUAUAUCUUUUUUUCUUUUCUCUUUAUGCAUUUUUUAUUUUUACUUUAUUUUGUUCAAUUGAAAAAUAAAAAAGGUGAGCCUUGAACUGAUAAAUGAUUUGAGAAUUAGUGAUGAGAAUUAGUGGCAAAAUGCAGGAGUAGCUAAAAUUUCAGAUAAUAUUCAGUAAUUUUGCUCCUUGCCAAAAAUAUUUAUAUCUUCAUUAUUAGAAGCGCUCUCUGGUUAUAUAGUAUUAUUAGAGAGCUGAUAAUGUAUUUUUUUAAAAAAUUAUGCAUUUUACAUAUCUUAAUAUAUCAGUUAUACAAUUGUCAUCGUUUAUCUCACACUCUGACUUCCACACACAUCCCUCUGUGGGGUCCUAUUUAGUCCUUGUUAAGCUGCAUCUCCUUAAUUACCGCCCCUCUUCUGCUUAUUUUAUCUGCUGCUCAUAUACCUAACGCCACUUGGAAGUUUAUCUGAUUGUUAUAUUUCUUUUAAUAUUCGCCAAAGUAUUCCCACUCUUCUUUUAUAUCCAACUCAUCUUGGUUUCUUAUCUUUGCAGUCAACAUUGCUACUCCGCAUAUUCUAUUAGCUUAUUCUGCCAGUCUAUUUUUGUCCUUCCACCUUUGGGCAUAAAUUAUUCUGGCCACUGUUUUUGCAUAGAGGAAAAAAGACUUAAGUACUUUCUUGGGUAUUUCUCCCUCUACUAUACUCAGUAAGAACAUCUCUGGUUUCUUGGGAAAUGAGACCCUUAACAUCUUUUUUAGUUCUGAGUAUAUCAUCUCCCAAUACUCUCUGGCUUUCUUACAACCCCACCACUUGUGUAUAAAUGUCCCUUCGAUCUGCUGAUAAUGGAUUUUAAGUCACUAAUUUGGGGUCAGUGAUAAAUCUAUUAGGCAACUGGCAAUAGAAGUGUGGUUUAUUAAACUCAGGGUUUUUUGUACUAUUACACAGGAACAGCAACCACCAUGGCUACAGGAUUGACACUUGGUAAGUGCUAUAUUUUCAAAGCUAGCUUUGCUUUUUCUUUAAAUGGGGUGUGACUUUCAGAGCUGCCCAAAUGAAAAGUUCUGGAUUUGGAUGAUGAGAGACUAGGAAUGCUGGAUAAACCCCAAAGAUGACUAAAGUGUCAAGAAGAAAAAUAUGGAAGUAAAAACUGUAGAUAAUGAUACAUUAGGAACAUAUACUCAAAUAUUUACUUGGUUGGUUCAAAUCCAGAUGUAACAUUCAGCUCCCCACCUCCUUUCCACGGCAUUGUUAGCCUUUCUGUCCCCCAGUCUCCAAAGCGCUCAAUUAUCCAUGUGUUGUUAUGAUAUGUGCUAUUCAAUUUCUAAAACCUGCCUAUGUGAUAUUUUCCCAUUAUCUUUCUAUUUGUUUCCCUGUUUUCUUCAUUUUCUUCAUGUUCUUUUUAUCAAGUGUGUCUCUUUCUCCCAUUUUUCUCAAAGGUGUCUGUAUUCAGGCCACAGCCACAGUCCAUAGCCGUCAACAAUUCUGCUUCCGCACUCUGUAUAAUCUGUUAAGGGUGUCCCAUUGAUAUGAGUUAGAAUUGAGCUAGCAUGUCUUGGUUGUGAUCCUAUGCCUGAUGCAGCUUGGGUACGAUCCUGGACUGGGCCCUGCUUCCAGGUAUCCAGGUUGUAGAAGUGGUCAGAAGUAUACUUUUAUCAGGUGCAUCUGAUUCUUCAUCCAGUCGCUCCUUAGUUAAAAGGACUAGGCCACUGUCCCUUAUGCAUGGUGAUCUCUGAGUUGGACUACAGUAAAGUACUCUGUGUAGGGCCACUAUUGAAGCUGGUAAGUGAUAGCUGGUGCCAAAUUCUUCUGCCUGUGUUUUGACCAGAAUGGCCCAAAGAGUAUAUUGUGUCGCUUAUUGUCCACUUGAUCUGUCUACAGUUUCUGGCUACUAUCCUUGGUCCUGAUGUAAAGCAGUGAAUAGCUUGGACCCAUUAUAUUCUCAUUAUAUUCUAGGUUCUCCAAUGCUCUGAGAUGAACCAGAAACCUUGUUUCAGGUGAUACAUAUUAAAAACAUGAAACUUGUAGGUGCCCAGGGUUGACCUUCCCCAGUGGUGGUGAUGAUUUUGUCAUCGUAUCCCCUGGGAACAGGGGACAACAGUGCUGGGAAGCAGUGCAUAUAUUAUUGGUAAUUUUUUUUUAAGAAUUUCAGAAGCAUUCAAAAUAUGGGAAGCUUGGCUAUCUCUUACUGCUAGUGCCUAUUGUUAAAUGUGUUUCACUGCUUUGAGUCUAAUGGAAGAGUGAUUGAAAAAAUGAAUGUGGCUUCACUCACUUUUCACUGGCUAUAUACAGAUCUAGAGUAAUAAAUUUAGAAUUUUUAAUUUUACUGAACAUACCCAGUUUAAGUGGCAUCAAAACAAGAAUGACAUUUUAUUGUUCUUUUACAGGCACACCUGCUUCUACUUCUGCAAGUACCCCAGGACUUAGUCUAGGAUUCAGCAAACCUGCAGGAUCAGCCACACCAUUUGCUUUGCCUAUCUCUUCUGCCACCUCUGGCCUCUCACUUUCUUCUGCUCUUGCAUCUGCGCCAGCAACAGGUAAUAUACACUUACAGUUUUGUGUUUAAAUCAAAUUUCCAUUGUUCACAAAUGCAUAAUCAUAAUUGUUCCUAAAAAAGAAACCAGGUUAAUCAGUGCAGUUCUGAUAAAGAUGAUUGAACAUUCACAUAAUGGUAUUAGUUUAGUUUGGUACACUGAAUUAACUUGAGAACAUGGUACAUGAUAGGAAGCCAGUAUGAAGGAUGCUAAAAGAAGCAUCCUACGUCUGAUAAGAGGAGAAAAGUGCCAAGAAACUCUGCUUUGUUUGUCGUCAAAAUCCCUUUAACUGCAGAGUGAUGUAAGAUUGGAGCGUAUGCAUCAUGCCUAAGGAAUACUUGCCUCAGAAUGUAUGCUGUAAGAUUGGUGUGGGGGAAUCUAUAGCCUUCUAGAUAUUGCUGGACUACAGCAUGUAUCAUUCCUAACCCUUGGCCAUGCUGGCUAGAGUUGGAGCUGAGCAACAUCUGCAUGGCCACAGAUACUUUUCAAAAUUUGCUUUCCUUUAAAAGGAUGUCUGUUGCCCCAAGUCCUCCGGAUGAUUUAGUGCAAGAGUGCUUAAUCCAUGCAAAUAAAUGAUGACAGCGGUAACAGCAGGUAGAAUUUGUGAAAGUUUCUGCCAUAUUGUCCGCAACUGAAUUCCAAUAGUUGUUUAUUUAGCAGGUAAUAAUAGCUGUUAUUAUGAAGGAAAAUCAGCAUGCAUGUCUUCAGCUUACACCUCUGCUUAAUAUUCAGGGUCCACUGGCUUUACGCUGAACUUGGGAGGCACAGCUCCAACCACAACAGUAUCCACAGGACUUUCUCUUGGGGGAGCCUUAGCUGGUUUAGGAGGGACACUCUUCCCAAAUGCAAGCUCAGCUGCUACAGGUGACAAGCCUUUUAAAGUGGUUUCUAGCUGUACUGGUAUAAAAGAAUAUGGAAAAAUUGGUUUUUAAUACGUAAAAAUCUAAUGUUAUAAUAUAUCAACAGUAAAGAUCAGGAUUAAAAAGGAGGGAAAGGAAUUGUUGGACUAACAAAUUGAAUUGGAAUACAAAAGAGGGAGGUAUGAGGAGGUCCAGGAAACAAGUAAAUGUAAGUGAAGCGAUGAAAAGAUGGAAUUGUUUUUAACUGUUUUUUCCUUUUUUGUACUUUGUAUUUUUCUUUCUUUAUUGUUUUUUUAUUAAUGUAAUCUUUUUCUUCUGAAACUUUAAUAAAUAUUAUUUUUUUUUAAAAAAAAGACAAGCCUUUUAUGUGCAUCUACCUCCUCAGAUUCGUCCAAGAUGCGCGUCUUAUCAAGACGGUUGAGAUACUGUGUGUUUUGCUAAUCCUGUCGUGCUAGAACUAAGUAAUUGUUCCUGGUCCUUUAUUUUGAAGUGCUUGGGUUUGUGGUCAUCUACAUUAACAACUAAUAAAUGAACAGCAUCACUUGCUGUGUUACUAUCUAAAAAUUAGAAAUAGUUUGGGGCUCAAGGUCAACAGAGAGUUCUCAUUAGUUAAGUUGCUUUCUGAGAGUUUCUGAGAUAAGUGAAUCAAGGAUGAACCUCUGCCCACCUUAGAGCUUAGAAUAACACCCACAUGGUUGGGUGUUGAUGUUUCUUGGAAGAUUUCUGAAGCUCACGGCCUUAUCCCUACCAUUUUUGGCUGGAGAGCAGGGUUGAUGAUGAACACAAUUUUUUGUUGUCUACGCUUACUACAAGUCUUGUUUUCCCCACAUCUACAUAUGGGUUCUAGCUGUUGAAUGUAGACAUAACAUGCCUUUGAUUUUCACGACUGGCAAUUCAUUGAGGAUAUAUUGCUUCAAAAAUGUUAUAUUCAGACUAUUUUCAAUACUGAUGCAUGACAAUAAAAAGUCUCUGAUACAGUUGAUGGAUUACUUGCAGGGCUCGGACAGAAUGCAUUCGGUUUGACUCUAGGGACGGCUGCAGCACCUGCUACUACAGUUAAUGAAGGUCUUGGUGGCAUAGACUUCAGUAGUUCUUCAGAUAAAAAGAGUAAGUUUUUGUGGAUGCAGCUUUGAAAGGUGUUUCUCCAGGAAUACUUAAUAGGCACUGGCUUUUUUCUGUAACUGCAUGGGGACUCAUUAAAACAACAAAUUCUAAAUCUGUCUUUUAAAAUAAGAAACUAUUUAAUGAAACUAACUGCUUUAUGAUUCUAUUACUCUGGGGUUUUGGUGCCUGGUGCUGAGACGUGUGUUCCCAGUUGCCCCGCAGCUCACCAGUACUGUCCACGUCAGUACUCCAUACACCAGGAGUAGGGAAUUUUUGUUCUGGCCAGAUUUCUACCCCCAGGCUAUUUCCCCAAAUCUGCAGCCACGUCACCUCUGAUCUUAGGUGUGGAGCAGGUAGAGACAUGGCUGGAUCAGCUGCCUGCACACCUGAAACCUGCAAAAAGCAGGAUCCAGCUCCCUGUGCACCAGCUGAUGCACAGAAAAUUCAGUUCUGCUUGGUUCAGGUGCUCAAGUGCGUUCUCCAGGAAAUCCCUAACUCUGCUUGGUCACUUCUCCUUCUCCUCCUCCUCCCAUCUACUUUCCCCCCUGUCUUUAUCUCCGACUGAAGCUCCUAUUACAGCAUGGAUGGGGAACUUGUAGCCCUCCAUAUGUUGUUGAAUUACAGCUCCUAUUAUCCCUGAAUAUGGGCUAUGCUGACUGACCAAUGGGAGUUGUAAUCCAACAGUAUUUGAAGGGCCAUACAUUCUCCACCCUGCCCUGCAGCAUCUGAAACUAUGCCUAGAGCCCCCAUAGGAUGGAUAAUAACAGUGGUUUUAAAAUAUCAGGUUAUUUUUGUUAGAGAAUUGCUGUUUUAAAAACUAAAUAAAUGAAAAAAUGCACUAUUUAAAAUCUGAAUUUAAUGCAGACGUGCUAGUCUGUACUCCAAAAUAAAAUAAUUGCUACCUAUCAAAAUAUGCUUUGAAAACGUCUGACCUGAGAUUGGUUAAAUGACACUAAUAGUGCAAUCCUACCCGUAUCUGGUGACCCUUAAAGUAAAACAAGUCAGGGAACUGGCUGCUGUUUUUUUCAGAAGCUAGCAUUUUUCCAAAUAACAUUUGAAGCUUUUAGCCAAGGGUAAUAGGAGUGGGUAUCCUUUUUAGAAAAGAGAGUCAUUGAUGGUGUUCAGUAUAAGAAACCUAUUGAUAUUUGUAUAAUUCAAACUUAGGAGCAUGUUUUUGUUUAUACUAAGAGUUUUAACUUCCUUUCCCCCUCAGGUGACAAAACAGGAACGAGACCAGAGUAAGUGUACCAAAUAUUCAUAGCUGGAAAAAUACCUGUUGGGACUAAGUCCCUCUUAAAUGGAAGGCAACCAAUAGCUUCUUAUUUUAUUUAAGCAUACAUAAGGUUCUGUACCGCUAAAUAUUCUCAAACCAAGGUACAUAAGAUCAGUGUUAUAAACUAAACAAAAAAAGAGAAAGAUCAGAAGAACAUAAAAUGGGUCAUAUGGAAAGAUAAGCUUGUGUGAAUAAAUGUUUUAAAGUGGUGUCUUAAAUGAAUCACAGAAGACACCUGCCUAAUAUACAAAGGCAAUGCACAAUAUCAGCGCUGCUAUGCCAAGUACCCCAUUCUUAUGGCUGCAUAACAUGUAUCACAAGGGACAGUUAGUAAUGCUUCUCCAACAGAUCUCAAAAUAGGCAGGAAUGUAUGGAGAAUGGUGGUCCUUCAAGGAGGCUGGUCCCAAGUUAUUUAGGGCGUUAUAUGAUAACAGUUGCACCUUAAAUUUGGCCAGAGGAGAUUCUUCAUCAUUGGUGUUGCAUGCUGUCAAGGAGCACCACCAAGCUCCUAACCUGCUACUUCAGAGACAAUAACCCUGGUCAGAAGAGGCAAGUUGGCCAACCCACAGAGCCUGCAUAUUGUCAGGAUUCCAGCUUAGUUUAUUGGCCCUCAUCUAGGCUACCACUGCACUUAGACCCAGGUCCAGGACUUGCAUGGCCACACCUGGUUCAUGGUGCUUUCCCAAUGUUGGACUCCAGUUUCCAUCGUCCCUGAGGCUGUUGGGAGUUUACGUCAGUGACCCCUAAAGGGUACCAAAUUGUUUACACUUAGUGGACUAAAUUGAGUGGGUUUAAUCUUCGUGUUAACAAGUUAGGAUGAUGAAGUUGGUGCAGAUUUGACUGUGAUGUUGUAAUUUCCAGAGAGGAAGGUACUGCUUCAAAUAGUACGUUCAUUCUCAACACUAGUUUUUUCAUUUCUGUAGGAGAAAGAUAUUUGGGUUUGCUGGGGGAAAUAAUGAGAAUGUUUUCCAAAACUCUUCCGCUGCUGCUUAAUGAUAAUUGGGGUCAAACAUUCAAAAAAUUCAGUGGUUAAUGGGCUUAGUGCAGUUCUUUGCAUCUGUUGUGUUAAAUAAAAACUGCUGUUUAGAGAGUGUCAUGCUACUAAUGAUGUGCAUGUCUGUUGGCAGGGAUAGUAAAGCCCUGAAAGAUGAAAAUCUACCUCCAGUAAUCUGCCAAGAUGUAGAAAAUCUUCAGUAAGUAUUUCCUGGGUUCUUGGAAUUCCAGAUAUCUUUUGUUACUGAAACUUACCUUGAAAGAUGUCUUGGACUAGUAAGAGUACUCUUUUGUUUACAGUUUCAAAAUACUUGGUUUUGACAGCUGUGGGUAUACUGUUCACAGAUGCUCUGAAGGUACCUCAGGUCUUGCUUACUUGAAGUCACUUCAGUAAAAUGUAACUGGUGGGUUGCAGGCUGGAAUCAGGCCACAAGGUGCUUCCGUUGGGCCCCUGAUAACUCCAUCAUAGCCUUAAUCCUUGUCCACUCUACCACAGCUUUUCCUGUUGUUUGGUGAUGUGAGGAGAGUUGUCUUGGGAGAGGGGAGGAUGACGGAGUGGGGAGGCAUAAGCUUCUCCCCUCUGUGCAGUGCCUCUCCCCAGCACAGCUCAGAUCUGAGAUUGCAGCUCAGGAGUGGGAAAGGUGGAAAUUGCUUUUCCAUGCUUUGCGUUAAGAAAGGGAAGUCCAUAUUGUUACUGUGUCAUACAGAAGACAAGCACUGAAUUGGCCAUGGAGAAAGAGGUGUGAGUGUAUGAGAGAGAGGAUGGGGGAGAGGGGUCUUCGUUGUGUUUGAGAUGUGGAGAGUGUGUGUGUGCACGCGUGCACACAUACACUUUAUCCCCGAACCACCAUCAGUACGCAGCCCUGACUACUUUCCUCUGAGAUUUCCCAGCUCUGAGGAGAGAGAGGUUCCUUAGUCUGUAGUUCUGAAGAGCUGGGCUUAGGGGCAUUGCAUGGAUUAAUUCUGUCUUCUGAUUUCUCCUCUCCCAGGAAGUUUGUAAAAGAGCAGAAGCAGGUCCAGGAAGAAAUUAGUCGAAUGUCCUCCAAAGCAAUGCUCAAAGUGCAGGAAGACAUUAAAGCUUUGAAACAACUUUUGUCAGUCGCCGCCAGUGGAUUACAGAGAAACACUCUUAAUAUUGAUAAGCUGAAAGUGGAAACUGCUCAGGUAUAAGCAACUCUGAUGGGGAUCACAUGCUAGCCUAAAGCUAGCAAAAAUGAUAAUAUUCCUAUCCUCCUGGAAAAUGCAGGUCUGCUUGCCUAACAGCUGUGCUGGGCAGUCCUUGAUUUGAAGCAGCUGAGAACUUUGUUUACCGUACAACUGUAACAGUAUAAUGUUUGCUGUCCUGAAAGGUUUUUUCCGUUAUACAGAAAACUCAUCACUUGGUAUCUGGCAUUGUAUCAUAUCUUCCCUCCAUGUGCUUUCCCUGUAGAGUUCACUUGGUCUACUCUUUUCCAGCUCCCAUCUAUUAGGUUUUUGAAGCCUCUGGGCAAAAUUUUAUUGCAGUGGUCCCCAAUUAAGUGCUGUGUCCCCUUGUUUUUCAAAACCCCUGGUCUAAAAUUAUAGUCUGAUUUGUAAUCACGUCCCAUUCCUUUCCCCCCUCCCAAUAAUAAUGAACAUGGUAAAGUUCAUCCUUCAGAUAUUAGCUAAUUAUCAGCAAUAAAUUGUUCAGUGAAACAGGUGUGUCAUUUUAUUGAACUGCAAGAAUUACAAGAGCCAUUUUUUUCCACCUCAUGUUUUUGUAGGAGCUUAAAAACGCUGAAAUAGCAUUAAGAACACAGAAAACACCGCCUGGCCUUCAACAUGAAAAUUCAGCACCAGCAGAGUGAGUACAGCCUUGCAUGUCUUGUCUAUAAUAAGUGUUUUUAUAUUGCACGUUGUAUAGUUAGUCAUAUAUUGUAUACAGGUUCAAGCCUUAUAUUGAAUAUGGGUUUAAUAUAAAAUACGCUUUUGUAUCUGCAUGGUUGGUUCACUCGGACUGUCCUGUAUCUCAUGCUAGAAUACUGCACAGGGAAAGUAAACUAAAUCUGAAUGUAUUAUUUUGAUUCCACAAGCAGAGUAUGAUAAUUGCUAUGAAUCCUUUGCAGAUAUAUGCUAGGCACUAUUUCUCUUUUGCACAUAGUUCUAAGGGAUCUGUCUUCUGAGCUUCUUUCAAAUAGAAAGUAAUAGUUCGAUUCUGGCUGGACUGAUUUCUCACUGUAGUGGAAGGUGUUUCCUGAGAAAUAAUUAGUUUUUUCCUUUUAAUUAGGGACAUGAUUUGAAUAUGGCCAAAAUAAUUUAGCUGGCUGGAAAGACAAAUUCUUUAAAUUGCCUUUUAAAAGAAAAGGUUACUGUAAUAUGGAAGGCUUUCCCUGGCUUUGUUAACAGGGAGUGUUUAUAGAAUCAUGGAAUUGUAGAGUUGGAAAGGAACCAUGUGCUUCAUCUAGUCCAACGCUUUGCAAUGCAGGAAUCUUUCUCUGAAUGUGGGGCUCAAACCUGUGGAUGCUGCAACGUGUCUGUGUGAGAACCUGAAAUUAAGAGUCUCACACUCUACUGAUUGAGGGAACUCGGUUUCUCCUCCCCUACUCGUGAUUGAGAGCAGUUAGUGUGUACACAGGUUAUUUGGGGGGGGGGGGGGGUUAUCCUGCUUUUCAGCAGAAAGGGCUUCCAGAGCAGCUUGUAUAAUUAAAAUAAGACAGUUCCUGCCCACAGGCUGACCAUCUGAAAGACAUGACAAAAAAAGAAAAGGGAAUUGGGCGGAAGAAAAAGAAAAUAAGCGAAUUCAUGCACCGUUUCUGAAAGUUUAAAAUUAGACGUGAAUACUUUCUGUAGAGUUCUUUAUUCACUCCCGUCAUUUAAAUGCUCUAAAAUAUACUUAAUUUAGCUACUUCAGGAUCUUGGUUGAACAGUUUGAAGUACAACUGCAGCAGUACAGACAACAAAUUGAAGAACUGGAAAACCAUCUUGCCACCCAGGCAAACAAUUCCCAUAUAACCCCACAAGGUAAAAAGUUAGUGAUUUCACCAGUUGCCUUAAUUGAUAUGUCAUACUGCACUUUUUGCAUCUGGCAGACUCGCAGGGAUUUGUGUUCAGAUGUUGCCAAGGCAGUAGAACAUGGACACACCUUAGUGUCGAUUUGAUUCCAAAUUUAGGGCCGAAGAUACAGAAGCUAACAUAAUUGCUGGGAUCCAUAAGGUGGGUUCACACACCCAGGACAGGGCUGGCACCAAAACAUUAUUAUUUUUUUCUUGCAAACAGCCGUCACAUAUAUGUCCUUUGACUACAGAACCCAAGCAUUUUUUUAAAAAUCUGAGCGAUCUCCCAGGAUCCCCUUGACCAAUGAAGAGAGGCUUAGAGGAGGUUUGAGUCUGUUUACAUAUUUCACUAUUAUUUGAGUUCCUGUAUCACUACAUUGAGGAUUUUGUACCAUACUUUUCAAGUGUGUACGUUAGUUGAAAUGAUGGCCUAAGUCUAAACUUCUUGUUUCAGAAAGAAAUAAUCUUGCUGAUAAAACAUCAAAAGGACUGUCACCUCCGUUCUCUGUAUGUUUAGAGACACCUUUUCUUCCCCCAUCAUAUUUUGACAAAUCCCCACAGCUUCCUUAAUGCGGUGGUGGCUUUAUGUGGUAGCUUUAUGGCAAAUUACAUGGUUUCACUGUGAUUUGUAUUGCAAUGUGACUUGAUUUUCAAAUUUCCCUGUCUUACAGAUUUAUCCAUGGCUAUGCAGAAAAUCUAUCAGACAUUUGUAGCUUUAGCUGCACAACUUCAAUCCGUACAUGAAAAUGUGAAGGUAAAGAUUGCUUUAUAAUGUGAAAUUGUGACAUGAUUAUCUGGCUUCUUUAUGGUGGGUUAAACCACAGAGCCUAGGACUUGCCGAUCAGAAGGUCGGCGAUUCGAAUCCCCGCGACGGGGUGAGCUCCCGUUGCUCGGUCCCUGCAUCUGCCAACCUAGCAGUUCAAAAGCACAUCAAAGUUCAAGUAGAUACAGUAGGUACCGCUCCAGCGGGUAGGUAAACGGCGUUUCCGUGCACUGCUCUGGUUCGCAAGAAGCGGCUUAGUCAUGCUGGCCACAUGACCCGGAAGCUGUACGCCAGCUCCCUCACCCAAUAAAGCAAGAUGAGCGCCGCUACCCCAGAGUCGGUCAUGACUGGACCUAAUGGUCAGGGGUCACUUUACUUUACUUUACCUUAUGUUGAUGAAUUGUUCUGGCUCCUAGUUCAGACUCGAGUGCCUUUUUACUUCCUGCAUUGUUGUAUCUUCUUAGAUUACUUUCUACUUUUUCUUUUGAAAUGGAACAUGUUGCUGAAAUGUUCCUUGAGGGACUUUAAAGCUAGGAGUUUUUGAAAGUUCUUUUUUUCAAAGGUCAGACAGUUAGUCUAGCAGCUGUUUCCUGAUGGCUUGCUAAAUUCAUAAUGUGAAGUUCUUUAAUUCUGAGAAUCAUGGGCUUUCAGAGGCACUGUUUCUUUUCAUGGUGCUCAAGUUACCAGGUAUCAUUCAAAAUAGUACUUGAUAAUCUUGAAUAGUCUUAUUUUUGAAGUGGAGCUGAUUCCUGUCUUCAUUUAUUGUGAGGUAGCCAGAUAUUUACAGUAGGUGUCGCUAUACACCUACUAGGCAUUUAAACUAGGGAAACCAAGGAUUAUUUCUGUUGCUAGUAGCAUACUGUAUUCUGUCACCUGCUGUGUUGAUAUCUACUGUGAGUUCAGCAAGGGAAAUCCUAGCUAGUUUUAUUGUAGAAGCAUAUUUAUAAAAAUUUCUCUCUUGCCUUUUACAAUAAACCAACUCAAGUGACUUGCAGUAGUAAAACACAAUAUAACAAAUGCAAUUAAAUCAAAAAGAUAAAACAGCAGUCCAGGUGAUAAAAGGCCAUUAAAACAUCUUGCAUACUACUAAACGCCUGAGAAAACAGAAUGAACUCUGCCCAGUUUUUGAAAGAUAAUGGAGUUGACAGCAGGCAAAUCUGUGGGGGAAGUUGCCUUUCUGGGUGCCACCACUGAAAAGGCCCUCUCUCUGUUAGUCAUUCAGUAGCGCCUGGAGAAGUGCAUUUCUCCAGAACCUAAACUGACAAGAAAGUUCAUGUAGCAGAAGAUAGUGGUGUAGAUAUUAAGGCUUUAAAGGUCAAAAUCACUCCAAACUGAGCCUGGAAACUGGAAAUAUCUAAACCUUCAACAUUUACUUAAUAUAAUAAGCCGCUUUGAGCUUAUGGAAAUGUAGAAUAUACUUUAAAAAACAGUACAUCUCUAGUAUUCUGGUUCUGUGGAUCACCUCUUAUCUUUAAUAACUGCCAAUGCACUUCAAGGCCUGUUUUCCAGUUUGUAGUGUUGCCAUUGUAAAUGUUAGCUCACUUGGUUAGAGCGUGGUGCUGAUAAUGCCAAGGUUGCAAGUUCGAUAUUCGAUAUUCCUGCAUUGCAGGGGGGUUGGUCUAGACCAGGCAUAGGCAAACUCAGCCCUCCAGGUGUUUUGAGACUACAACUCCCAUCAUCCCUGACCACUGGUCCUGUUAGCUAGGGAUGAUGGGAGUUGUAGUCCCAAAACAUCAUCAGGAUCCCUUCCAACUCUACAAGUCUAUGAUUCUAUAGCAAACCUUUGAAAACUGUAGGAUCAACUAAGAUAACCUUUGCUGUCUUUUUCAGAUGCUCAAAGACCAGUAUCUUGGUUACAGAAAAACCUUUUUGGGGGAUGCUGUGGAUGUGUUUGAGGCCAGGCGAAUGGAAGCAAAGAAGUGGCAGACGGCCCCGCGUGUUACUACUGGACCGACCCCUUUCAGCAGCAUACCAAAUGCCGCAGCUGUUGCCAUGGCUGCAACACUUACCCAGCAGCAACAGCCUGCUACAGGUCUGAGUGCAUUCAAGUUAUAGCUUUUAGUGUUAACACAAACGGUAAACUUGUACAAUGUUUUAUAUAAGGUCUUCCUUUGUGUUGGAAAUUAAAAAAAAAAAAUUGUGAGUAACAGUUCAUCAAAACGUAGGUAAUAGAAAAUGCGGGAUAGACUUAGCAAUAAUUAUAUACCCAGUAUUUAAUCUUGUGGUUUUUUAUUUGUAGUAGCUUGUUUACUGUAUUACUCAACCCUUUCAAAUGUGAGUCUUUGUCAUCUCUGAAUACACGUAGGAGAGCUUAUCUCUAAAAUUAUGACACUAUUGUAUAAACUUUCAAAUUUGUUGGGAAAUCCUAAUUCAAAUUUGUUUUCCAUUAUAGCACUUUGUAAUUUGAAAUUAUGCCUCAAAAGGUAGACGAAUGUAAGGACCAUUAAAAAUAUUAAGAGAGUUGAUUAAAGUAGUUCAGAACUGUGUAUAGAAAUGGGGGGCGGGUAACUGAGGUGUUGAUCAAGGGUGAGCAAAACAUGGGUAGAAAUUAAACAACUUGGGGAUGGAGAUGUUGACUUACAUUUUAUAAAAUACUCCAACAAGAUAUCUUAUUGACUGACAUAUGGCAGUCUAGGUGCUUGAAGUGAGAAGCUAGGUGGCUGCUUCUUUUAAAGUGCCUACCUUCCAAGGAGUUUGGGAUCUGCAGGUCGCAUUUAGAGAAACUCUGAAACUAGAUGACUUUGCCUAAACAUGGGUCUGAGCCCAGGUAGCAGUCUCCCUUCUGGACAUAUCAGAGAGUUUCCUUGGCUCUUGGUGUCCUGUCUCCAUCAACCACACCUUUGUGUUUCUGGUGCUGGGCAAAAAGCAACGCAGAGCAUUUCUACCUAGAGAGGUAUUAAAUGAGGUGCUGCUGUUGUAGUAUUGGGGUCUACAGGGUAUUUCCAGCUUUAACAUACAGUUAACUGUUGACAGCUGGAUACUAUAAUAAGUGAAUCCAAAUAGAACAUGAUGAGAUUGAAAGGAUUGCUACAUCCUUCUAGCUUACUGUAGCAACACAAUUUAUUCUUUCCCUAGAAUUGUGCCGAAGUAUGACAACUUUUGAAUGCAUUCACCAGUUGUUGCUGGUUUUUCUUAUGGAGGGAGGUUUGAAUCUGAUCUUUAACUACCAUAGUCCUCUAAAACCUUUUCCCAAAGCUGUUGAAGCAAUGCUGCCUAAACACUUUGUAAAAUUAAGGGGAAAGCACUUUACCUGAAGCCUGGUAGGAAACCUCUCUCAGAAUCCAAAAUAUCCUUCCUUGGAAGUGAAAUCCAUUGAUUCAGUGGAGCCUGCUUCCAUAGAAGUGUGUGAUGGAUUGCUGCAAGUGGGAUGGAUCCGAAGGACUGUUUAGUUUCGAUUUUCUUUUGCACUUCGGUAGCGUAAAGCAUAGAACAGAGCUUCUGUGAGUGGGAAGCAGCUGCCCCUUACAGAACAGAAAAGACACCUUUUGUAUCCAACCUUUUGCCUUUUCUUCUAGUACAAAGGCAGCAAGGUAGGGAAGCAAGUAUUUGAAUUUGUGCCAUCGCUGUAAAUUGUAUUAGGCCUUGAAAAGAGAAAAUUGCAAAAAAAAAAAAAAGAGAGAUAGAGGAGGCCAUUAAUUUGGAGGUGCAGCUGAUAAUGUUCUAGCAGUGUAUCCUAAUGGUAUAGCUGUAGAUGACUGUGAAUAUUGAAAGUGUCAACGGAAUUUGGAAGGGCCAUAGCUCGGUGGGCAGAGCAUACGCUUGGCAUGCAGAGGUUCUAAGUUCAAUAAAGGUUGAGGUUUUUGGGCAGCAGGGUUAGUAAAGCCUCAGACACUGGAGACUAGCUGCCAGCCACAGCCAUUUGGAGCAUUGGUUCAUAAGCAGCGGCUGUGUGGUUUUCCAUCAAAAGCCAAGAGGUCGCAAAAGGUAUUGCUCAUUCUGUGAACUAACUGGCUGUCUUCGAUUUGUGUUAAAGAAUAUUCUGUAACUUAAAUGUUAGUGAGGUCUGGUAUUUGUGAAGAUUCUUGUAUUUAUGACAUAGGGGAGUUUCCCUAGAAUAGAAAAGUAAACUUCCCUGAAGUAUGGCAGCAGAGGCCAUAGGGUUGGGUUUUUGGGGUUGUUUUUUUUACAAUCACGCUCCUUUCAGAAGUCAAACAUUCAGUGUUAAUGAGUUUUGCCAGCUGUAGGAUAUUUUCUUAACUGGAAACAAAUGCCUGUGAAAUGGUUGACUAGCUGGGAAUAAUGGUGACUGCUCCACUGUAGCGGAGUGCCUCACGUUCUGCUCAGCACAGGUUGUAUUAAAGCUGUUUAGCCUAGGUAAAGUAGGAAUUAAAAUAAUUAAUUUAUUGUCUCCUUGGAUAGCUGUGUCAUCAAGACGUUUUCAGGUAAAAAUAGUUUAGUGUAGUUACUGCCUUAAGUGUGUGUUGCUACUGACUAAGCAAUCAAGAUUUGAUUGGCUUACCUAAAAAGCACUUUGCCUUGCUGUGUUCCAACACCUUCUAGCACCUAAAGUUUUAGGGAUACCCUAACAUGUUACUGUCCAGAUGCUGUUGGACUCAUCUAUCUCCCAUCAGUCCCAACAGGCCUGGUCAAUGAUGACAGGAUUUGUAGUCCAGCAACAUCUGGAGAGCACAGCAUUGGCUACCCUGGUUUGUUAUGUCAUUUGACUCUGCAAAGGGUGCAAUCGCUGGAAAUAUUCGCUGGAAUGAAUGCCUCUCCAAAUCAUAACACUUCAUAGGACCCUGUGCUUGAGCUAGUUGUGUAGUUAAAAUCCAAUGUCUUGCCACAAAUUGGAGCUAAGCUAGGGUUAAUUCACUUUAUUUUGAAAUAGGCUUAGGGCAAUUUUGGUUGUACCUUUAUUGUCAGUACGAAGGGAUUUGAGCAAUGAUAUCUUGCAAACCUGGUAGGGAGCGUUGCUGAUGUUUACCGUAAACGGGCUCUUAGUAGUGAGCUCUAUUUAUUUAAACUAAAAUUGCUCCUUAGGAGAAAAAUAUAUAAUUUUUAAAAAAUAUAAUGCAGGUAAUUAUAGUUUAAACUAUUUCAUAACAUGUGAUCCAAAGGUGACAAUGUUUACUUACGUGUUUUGGCAUGGACUAUCUCUAGUGUUACCUAAGUUAUGUACGCCUAACUUUUAAAUGAGAAGUUAUUUGGUUUUCUGGCAGAGUCGCAUUAAUUCGAGAUUGCCAUUAAGUUGAAAGUUUGUCAGCUUUAACUACGAAAUCCUGUCUCCCCUCCCCCCCGUCCCCCCCGUAACUUGAAUAUAGGUCUGUUUUGAACUAUUUUAAAAAUCUAGAGUAUGCUUUUUAUGCAAGCUUGGCUUGGGGGACUUUGGUGUCAUCAAACUGUUUAAAGGUCUUCCACCAAUGGUGCCUCCUAGGAUGGAAAACUGAGACACUUCCUUUAAAAGAGAACACUGGACACUUUUUUUGUUAGAAGCCUAACUUACUUUGGAUUGGAAUUUUUUUAAGGAGCUGCUAGGUAGAGAGUAUAUCAAUUUGUUUACAUCUAGUUUCUAUCUGUCAAUGCAAUGCUUGUUCUAUGAAAAGAAUAAAACGUUAGAUCCUGGCUAAAUUAGUUGAACAUGGUUCUCACUGAAAUUGGGAGGAUAAAUUAGUCAAGACUUUCCUUACUUCCUACUCCUUUCAGUAGAAAUUAUGUUCAACUGGCUUGGUCUGGAUCUGACCCAAAAUCUUUAGUUAGUGUAUAGUGCAUACUUGGAAUACAGAAAGAACCUCAACUUGCCAAAUAAGUGCUAAGUACUAAUUGCAAGUUCACAACUCUAGUUGCCCUUUACAGCAUAAUUCUACCUUGAAUAUAACAACCUCAUUUUUGCAUUGGAUCACCUAAGGUCUGGAGAUGUUCCUUUCAAAAGAUGCAAUGCAGAACAGUGCCUUUUGCUUGAUAUUUGGCUAUCUGUUUAAUUAGCAGUUGCGAGAACUUGAAUCUCAAGUGUCUGUAUAUUUACAAGGCCAGAAGGGGACCAUGAACACUGUCUGAUUUGUACAAUACAGCCUAAAAAUUGUCACCAACCAUUUUCUUUUCUUUUCAAAUGGCAGUCAUGGUAGAUGAAUGUACUGUAAUGCAAUAACCAGGCAGAAGAACUUGACAAAUUUUAAUUGGGAAGAUCAAUAUCCAAAAAGGAAAAUUGAGAACCCCUAGAAUCCUGAGUAGCUUUUGAUAAUUAAAAAAAACUUGCUGGUAAUCAUAUUGCAAGUUGUCCUUUACUAGCAUGCAUUGGAGUCAUUGCAGGAAUACACAAAUAUACACACAGGCACAGUAUUUGAACUUGUCAAAUCCUUCAAGUUUAACUAAUGCACUCUUUGCUGUGCUUAAGGGUAGGAAUGCUGACUGUACUGUGAGAACUGUUAAGUAGCUUUUUAUAAGUUACAAAAUUAACCUCAAGAUAUUUUGUUAUAACUUAUUUAUAAUGAGGGGCUAGUACAUAGUUCCCUCCCCACCCCACCCCACACAGGACAAUGGGUUAAAAAUAUCCAUUUAAUCUUGGCAUAUAAGCAUGGAUUUUGGCAGUGUGCAUAUGUAGGGAAACCACUGUCUCUAAUCUUCUAAAUGAUGUUAGAAAUUUCUGAAUCUGAAAUCUUGAAUGUAUUGGUUAAGGUACACAUCUGUGCCUUUUCUGUAAAUGUUUAUUUAAGCAGGCAAAAUGGUUGUAAAUGUAGCAAAGUUCUAACAACUCAGUAACUUAUCAUUUUUUUGUGUGAACCAGUUUUAAUUGUCAUGUUUUGACUUGCUCUAAAAUGAUCAAUAAAUUUAAUAAAACAAAGUCAUUGUCUUGUGUUUUAUCAACUUGUUUCACUUUGUUUUUGGUGGGUUGGUUUUUUUUUAAAAGAACUUGGAUAAAAUACUCAAAUGAGUAUUUAAUAUCAGACAUUUAUAACGUGGUAAUUUUAACCAUGUUCCUAUGAAACUUGAUUUUUAAAGAAUCACUUCUAGCUGCUUGUAGGAUAUUCAGAUAUAAUUCCAGCAAGGAGCAGAAAUUCUAACUUACAUGCUGCGUUGUCAUAAUAUCAUGGUUUCAUGCUGUGGCGUAAUAUGCUAGGCUUACCAGUAGUUUGAUCUUGUAUUGCAUUUCGUAUCUUAAGAAAUUACUGAUUCGGAUGCUAAGAUAGUUUGGGGAGGAAUUAUUAUGAAAGUCUGGGUGCUUCAGAAAGCGUUUGUUAAGCUGUGAUUAUUUACUCUCUUUAAUGGAAGGGUUUACAUCAUGGAUCUCUGUUGCGAAAGAGUAAGGCAAGUUUUGUUUUCAUUUUUUUUUACACCAGGGCCACAGCCGUCUCUGGGAGUUAGUUUUGGAACGCCAUUCGGUUCAGGUAUUGGCACUGGCUUGCAAUCAAGUGGCUUAGGGUCUUCAAGCCUUGGAGGUACACUUUAACUUUUUCUAAUGUUUCACUGAAUUACUACUAUACAGCACUUCCUGAAUUGGACUAGGCAGCACGCGUCACCCGUAGAACUAAAUUCUUAAAUGUCUUAUGCUAAAUAAGCAAGAUCAAGCCCCGUAAUCCACAUGAAUUGAUACAAAAGCACCACCAGCCUCUGGUUCUGUACUCUCAACUUCCCCUUUUGGGUUAGAAAGUCUAUUGCAAUUGUAAGCACCCAUUGAGAGAGUGGGACAAAUCUACCUUUCUAGUCCUUAUUUCCCUAUUCUCAGCCAAGAUGAUUCAUUUGCAUUGCCAUCUCCAUCAUGCACCCUUCCACCUAAUCUGCCCUGAUCUCUAUGCUCAUUUGGGCAUCUGUUUGAUAGUGUGAGAUCACCAAGACUUUAUCCUUCUUAGAAUACAUCAAGGCAUCUCAUCUAAACCACUUCUAUUUAAACACACAUUUUGUGGGAUAGAAAUGACUGGUUGCCUAAAUGUAUAUUUAGGCUUCUGUUCUUUUGUGUUUGCACAUAGAUAUGCUUCUAUUAUUUGACAUGUGCCUUGAUCGUAGGGAAUAGAAUGCAUUUGGAACCUAAAUUAGUGCACGGUUCACAAAAAUAUAAUUUCACUGUUGUCGGUACCAGCUUUUUGGCCUAUUCUGUUUAUAUGUUUUAGGAUCUAUUCUGGGAAUUGGCUGGUACAGCACACACUUCAUCCCCUGUUGCUGAUACGCACAGAGAGGUGUUCCAUUUUCCUUUAUGCCUGAGCAACCAUGAGGUUGAUAGAUCUCUGCGGAUACUGUAGAAUAGCCACAGCAAAACUCCAUGUCAAGCAUGUGUUGCUAAACUGGUGCAUUGGCAAAUUCCCUUGAAGAAAUGACCCCUUUGCCAUCUCCUGGUCUUUAAAGUCUGCACAUAUUCUGUGCGUGUAAAUACAAGUUAUUGUGUGAGUGUGUACAGAAAAUCCAUGGAGAAAAGGAGAAUAAACCUAAAGCUGUCAGAAAUGCAACAAGAAGCGCUGGUGAAGAUACCCCACCAUAUAAAGUAGCUGAGAUUAGCUGCAAUAAUAGACUAGCAAACCGAGAGGUGCAAAAAGCAUUGUUAAAGGAUAUCAAAUCUUUUUAAACUUGCAUGAGCUGCAGCGUACUACUUUGCCAUUUGUGUUAGGUUUCGGUCAUGAUUCUCCCUUCACCUCCUGUUUCCAGAAAUGGAGGCGUAAGCACAGCUGUCUGUAGUUUCUGAGUAUACAUAUUCCUGUUGCUCAGUAAACUACCAGCCCUAUGUGGUGGGAGCAAGUGGAGUGUGAAACCGGCCUUCCUGAAGAGUUCUUGCCAGGUUAUUGCUAUUUCCAGCAAUGGGAGAUGCUCCACCCAUUUAUUGCCCUAAGUGGAAGUGUGGGAGUUGAGAUGCAAGACUUCCUUUCCAGCCAUGUUUGGGGAAGAAGGUGGGCGUUUUAUUGCCUCCUUAGUAAGAAGGCUGAUGUAAUCUUAUGCAUGCUUGCUUGAAAGCAAGUCUGCUGAUAUCAUAGCAGUAUUCUGUUUUCUUUCAAGUAAAUUCUAUAAUUGGGGGUAGAACCCUUGUCUCCCAAAGCAGAAAGUUGCCUCUCUACCACAAUAAUUGGAGGGAAUCUUACUUGUUAUUUACUCAACCUUGGGUUUGACAAGAAUGCCAAACUACCUUCUGUGUCUGCCACCAAAUGUCUAGUCCAACCCACUGCCUUCUGAAAACACAUCCAGGUUUGACAAAGUUAGUCCUUUAACUUAAUCAGUUGAACCUACUAUGCAUCUCGUUUCCCUAACUUCCCUAAUCUAUUAAGAGCAAUUGAAGAAUGUGUGUCUGCCUGCAGACUUUUCUAUUUAAUCAGACUUAAUAAUGAAGUCUUGUGCAGAUAAACCCCUUUUUUAACCUUCCCAUGGCAGUUCAAUAACAAUAGCUCCAAUGCUUCAGAGUAUAUGUUGAAGGGACAUUGCGGAAGGCCAAUUCUUGAAAGCAACCUAGCCCUGUGUGUAUCUUAACGUGUGUUCCCUGUCUUCACUAUUGUUCCACUAGGGUUUGGAAGUAGCUCUGCUUUUGGAAGCAGUGGCACGGGUGCACCAUCUUUUGGAUUUGGAGCUACAAAUAAGCCUUCAGGAAGCCUUAGUGCAGGUUUGUUGUGUUCUGAGUGUUAAGGUAUUAUAAGUUAUCAAUACCUAACGCAUGGCAUCCACCUUAGUCAUUGCAUUCAAAUCUUCUGUUUGUGGAAAUUAUAGUGUUCAGAAUGGUAUUAGAAGCGCCCAUCUGUGGAAAGAUAAUUUAGUAGAUUAGAAGAGUGCUUUUCAUUUCCUUCUCGCAAGCUCAGUAGUGCGAAUCCAUAGGCCCUUCCAAGGGAAUUUUGGGCUUGCUUUUCUCAAACACUGUCUCCCUCAAUGCUGCAUAGCAAAUCUUUCAAAAAUGAGGAAAAUUUGAACGGCAUUGUAGGGUAUGAUACGAUAGAUUUGCUAUUUAAAAGGAAGAAGUCAUUUCAGCAGCUUUAUAGAGACAUGCUAGCUAUAGAUGCAGCCAUCUAUUGGUUGGAAUGCAAUUUCGCAUACUAGCUUGUUUCAAAAGCGCCAAUUGCUGCCAGCUCAUUUAUUGCUAACUAAUCUAAACUAGUUAUUUCUCCAAACCACUUGCACACCUCUCAGUGAAGCGUUGGCUUAUGACAAUUGUUUUAUGCCUCUUAAUUGUAGUUAGGCAGUAACUUUGUAAGUUUACUUUUGAGAAAAGCAAAUCCUUAUCUAUUCUGGGUGCAUGUGACUAGCUGUAUGAUGGUACAUAUUCUAGCCUUUGUCCAUUAAAAGGACUUGAAGUAUCUGCUGCACUUUUGGAGUUAAAAGUAAGAGUUGUACCUAAUACGUUUCCCAAACUGGGUACCCCUUAGGGUGGGUAAGGUCAGGUUUUUGGAUUAUGUAGUCUUUACGUACAAACCACUUAAAUACAAAAGUAGCCCUAUUGGAAUAUGCUUAAGAACUUAACUGCACCUGCAGAAUCAACUACCCUCACUAUAGACUCUUCCUUCCUGCCCCACUGAAUGGCUAUCACCAUCAACUCAUGGUUGCAAUAUUAACUGUAUUUCCAGCUUAAUUAUUAAAUUCCUUGGAUGGGUUUAAUGUUAGGGUGGAAUAGAAAACGCUUAACAAGUAUUGACAAUAUGUGCAAGGAACUUUUUCUCAUCAGGUAGCUUCAUAGACUUGCUCCUCACUUCAUGUUAUUGAUUUAUUUACCGUUAGAAUAUUUCUAAUUUGUCCUUCAUUUAAAAGGCUUCCAGGGUGGUGUACAGAAGGGUGAAUAAAAUUAAUUUUCACAACAUACAAAUAGAAUUUCAAGCCAACCAAUAAAUGUAACGAAGUAAAACAAAGCUAAAAACAGAAUACCACACAAUUCCAAAAACCAUUUAAAAUGCCCUAGGCAAAUGGGAAAGGCUUCGCUGAAAAUCAGGUAAUAUCAGUGCCAAAUGUUCCAGAGUGGCACUCUGACAACCUCCUUUGUGAAAGUAUAACAUACCUCUGCUAAAGAUGGUACUAUCCAGAUUUAGUGUUUCUCUUAAGUAUCUUAGUUUUUCAGGACAUGCCAGGUCCUGUUUUCUGGACUCAUCGGAAAGGAAGAGAGCUUCUCUUCAUGGUAGAAGGGUUCUAAUGUGCUGCUUCAUUUAACACCUGGUUCUCUCUAGAAGCAGCACAUAAGGCCUAAGGUUUAUUAGUCCCAGUUACUGGGAUAAGAAGGGCUUCUGUUUUUCGUUUUUCUAAAUUGAGCUGUUGCCAUUCCUUUUCUGUUGUCUGGUCAGAUAUACUUGUAUAUGCAGGUGAUCCCAGUGUCUGGCUCAGGGGCACAAUAUGUAAUUGGCUCUGCCCCCUGAGCUGCCAGUUUCCAUUUGGCAUGACCACCCCACCUGGCUCCAGCUGGUGUACCUGUCAGUUCUAGUGAAGAAAAGAAAAAAGUAGAUCCCAUAAGCCCUGGCGUCUGUCCAUGCCUGGUUUAAAGAACCAGAACUUGCUUAUGACCUGCCUGAAAUUUAUUCCACAGCUUCAGUACAGUAGAUUGUCCCUAGCUGCCUUGGCUAGGAGACUGAUGUGAUCACAGCGUCUCUCACGUUCAAAUAUUUUCCCCUCCUCUACAAGGCUUUGGCAGUUCGAGCACAUCUGGGUUUAACUUCAGCAAUCCUGGCAUCACGGCAUCUGCUGGCCUGACUUUUGGGGUGUCCAACCCAGCCUCUGCAAGUUUUGGCACAGGAGGACAACUUCUCCAGCUGAAGAAACCCCCAGCUGGGAACAAGAGGGGGAAAAGAUAA